AAAAAAUGCCAACAACGCCUUGAGGCCGAACCCCUCGAGAAUGCCAUCUGGGCUGUAAGACUUGAGACAGGUCCUGAGAGCCAUGGUUCAAAAAAACAAAAGUAUUUAUUGGGCUAGCCUUGGAGGUUUUUCCAAGCACUCCUAUCGCGAAAGCUGCCGUUGGCCGUUGACGUCACUAAUCACGAAGUCGAGUGCGGUACUGAGGAAGAUGAGAGGUAGCUCGUCUGGUGUCUGUGCAUCCAAUUCUCAGUACAUCCGUCCGGCGACAAGACGAGAUGUGCUGGCGAGCGAAGGGAUUCUGGAACUUCAACCUCUCCUGAAAAAUCGUUCGGGCAAGGAUUUGCUGUCAAAACGCCGAACGCUGUGCCGGCCGUUAUAUCGCGAUGCGGCGUGCCAAGGCGGCAAUGGGGGAGGCUUUCGAGGCUUGGCGAGGAGGGUCGCUAAAGAAUUGUGCAGCGUUCGUGUGAGCCGGUGCCGUCGUAUCCGGAGUUUGAUCGCCGAAUUCCAAGUUGUUUGGGUCGGGAAGUUGAAGCCGAGUUGAUUCCCGAGAGUUGAAGAUUGAAAGGACCCACGAGAGUGAAAGAUUGAAGAUUAAAGGGAAGAGAAAAAGGGGAGAGUAGGACGAAGGAAAUUCGAUGCCUGCUGUUCCAUGGAGAAAUAUUAUGUUCAUGUAUCAGCUGGUUGAGAAUGGUCCCGCAACAU
Molecule: messenger RNA, 702 nt
Organism: Pseudomassariella vexata
Lineage: Eukaryota; Fungi; Ascomycota; Sordariomycetes; Amphisphaeriales; Pseudomassariaceae
Exons: 1
Coding region: 83-541 (152 amino acids)
Source: RefSeq, a predicted model, not a curated record